AUGAAUGGAGCUGUGGAAGUUGCUAAUAAGAACAUCAAGAGGAUACUGAGAAAGAUGAUUGACAAAUACAGAUCUUGGCAUGAAAAUUUACCUUAUGCUUUGCUAGCUUAUCGCACCCCGAUUCGAACCUCAACUAGAGCAACUCCUUAUCUAUUGGUAUACGGAACAAAAGCAGUGAUACCAGCUGAAGUUGAGAUACCCUCUUUAAGGAUUAUUCAGGAAGCUGGAUUGAGCGAUGCCGAAUGGAGAAUGACUCGCGCUUUCAACAAGAAAGUUAGAGUUCGAACAUUUGAUGUAGGCCAAUUGGUGUUAAAAUGCAUUUUUCCUCAUCAAGAGGAAUAUAAAGGGAAAUUUGCACCUAACUGGCAAGGAUCAUAUGUCAUCCACAAAGUACUAUCAAGAGGAGCUUUGGUUCUAGCAGAGAUGGACGGUAGAGUGUGGCGAAAAGCUAUCAAUUCAGAUGCCGUCAAAAGAUACUACAUUUGA
Molecule: messenger RNA, 486 nt
Organism: Solanum stenotomum
Lineage: Eukaryota; Viridiplantae; Streptophyta; Magnoliopsida; Solanales; Solanaceae
Exons: 2
Coding region: 1-486 (161 amino acids)
Molecular function (GO): nucleic acid binding
Source: RefSeq, a predicted model, not a curated record